This is a messenger RNA of Fusarium coffeatum, 2442 nucleotides long. RefSeq lists its product as uncharacterized. Bases 1 to 2442 code for a protein of 813 amino acids. The transcript is spliced from 5 exons. The record is from RefSeq and is a predicted model, not a curated record. Lineage: Eukaryota; Fungi; Ascomycota; Sordariomycetes; Hypocreales; Nectriaceae.
AUGGAUCCUCUAUCAAUAAUAGCCAGCAUAGCUGGAAUAGCAACAGCAGGCGCACAACUAUCCAACACAUUGUUCCGUCUGAUAAGAACAGUGCGCAAUGCCCCGCAGGAAAUCCAAAAAAUCGCCAUCGAAAUGUCAGGCUUGACUAUCACGCUGGAACAUCUGCGCGAUAUUCUCAAACAAGGCCAAUCGUACACGAAACCUGUGUUUUUUGAGGGUGUUAGAAAUGUCGUCAAGAAUAUUCAAGCGACUCAGCAGGAGAUCUCCAAGAUGGUUACCGAUCAGACUAUCUUUGCUAGAUUGAAGUGGCUCAAGGCAGCGAGAUUACUAUUCUGUCUGCGGCAGUUCUGGUCAAGACCAACAACAAUGGGCAAGUAUCUCGCUUUUGAGGAAUAUCCAAGUCGUUGUUCUGACCGUCUUAGAUCUUCGCCGAUCAAGGAACCAGCCGAAAAUCGAUUCCGACUCCAAGCUGAGAGUCUCAUUCAGAUCGGCCAAGCCUCUCUGCAAAGAGACAAUGUCCACCGUCAAAUCCCGGCUCCCCCUCCCCAAAGAGCUCCGAGUCCUCCAGUCCGCACUGAGAAGAGACUUCCCAGUCCUGUUCGCCAGUCAGAAAUUCCAGGCCACGUACGCACAGAUGAAUUAUACGGGCAGAAUCUUGGUAUUCCGAAGCGAGAUGAAGACGAUGCAAAUUCGGCUGUUGUACCAGUCCGUCAUGUUGAUCAAGAAAGUCACUAUUACAGUGAAGAUGAAGGACGGGGAAGAGGACAUGGCUUCGAUCCACUAUCUGGCCGCGUCGCCCAAUUCGGUCGACACUUUCACAUCCAAGGAGAUGCAGCCACGUUUCUAUACAAACUUGUCUUCAUGGAUGAAGUGCCAGCUAGAAACCACAUGCCCGGCUCGCAUGCUUAUCACGACUCUGAUGGAGAGGGCGUAUCUGUGUAUUCAGAUGACUCUGACGACGAUUCAGGCAACCGCGAAAGGAGGGUCAGGGUCCAUGCGUAUCGCAAGCCUCAGGAGCCUACCAAAGUGGUAAACCAUCUUCUACUGACUUGGACCUCGUUGAGCCAAGGUGAGAUUGAGAGAGGCAGUGCCGAUGAAAAUCAGCCUAGCACGAAUAAGCCUCCUCCAAAGGGUGCUUAUGUGGAAGAUGCAUCUUCUAGCGAAGACGAACAAGAGAACAAUAGUGGGCAAAGAGAAGAUUGGCCUCCUCGGGAAAGUCGAACAGAGCACCGAAGUCAGAGCCGCGACAGUCCACGGCUGAGGGCUCGUUUUCGCCGGGACCGAGGUGUGGCAGAUUUGAUCAUACACGGUCCCGAUGAACCAGACAUGCGAUCUGAAUAUCGACGCCCUCAUUUCGAACCCAAUCACUUCGAUCAUCAUUAUGAUCCAGGCUAUCAAAAUCACCAGUAUGACUAUCCGUAUUGGUCCUAUCCACCAGCUCCGCUACCUACUCAAGAGCCUGCGAAACCGAAGUUUCAAAAACCACAUGCCGUCAUCAUACCACAGGCACAUUUAGCCGAUGCAGAAGUUGACUCGACGCCUACCCUUGAUGUUUCACCGUGCCUUAAAAUGAGUAUUGUCAGACAAGGCGAUGAACCAGUAUGGAACUCGGAUGACUUUACGGCUCAGAAUAGUAUACCUGGGAAAGCCAUCAUGGGCAGCCUCAUCGGUGACAAGUCAGCCAGGAAUCCGCAUGGUCUGGACUUGGCACAUACUUUAAUCCGAGGUCAAGACAUGAAGCUCGUGUACAUUCGAGGGAACGACCUGGGAGAGACUUGGUUCAUCAACGAGCAGCCAGUAUUCCUACAAUUUCUUCACUGUGGAUACUUACCGCAGUUUUAUCCCACAAAGGAAUCCGACGUUACAGCUAUGAAACAAGAGUAUGUCGCUGUUGGAGAAGAAUGGGCUAGCUUUGAAGCACUGAGUCAACUGGGACUGUCUACCAAGGGAAGAGAGGAAGGCAGGGUUCUUUUGGAUCCUAGUACAACAUGGAAGCACUGUGGAGAAGUCCCAGAGCCGCUGUCUUUCAAGAUCGACUCGACUACUGAGUCAGAGCCAGAGUUAAUAUUUGCCGACCAGAAACCCGACGUCUUGAGCUUUUUGGUCAAAGACGAAGAAGACGUAGGCGCGACGAAAUCUGAGAAGCAGGAAACACAACAUCUUCGGCCGCAAAUAUCUAUCACGCCACCACCUAGCCCACAAGAAACAUCUUCACCCGAGUUUGAUAAGAGUGAUGUCGGUUCAACAGUGUCUUCCAGAUCACGAGUCUCUAGAUUCUUGAAACGAUACACACCAGGUCGAAAACAGAGUCAGCUGUCGCCUCCAUUACAACGGUACAAUUCGAAGAAUAGCAACACGGGGCCUUUGAAUGAGCUGUCAGAAGACGAGAGUAAGAGGCCAUUGACGCCCACGGACUCUGGUAUUGGAAGUUCAGUUGGCUAG